UGCAUCACAGAGGUUUCCCAGGCGACUGCAUCGUGCUGCAUCUCCUUCCUCCCACCAGCCAGAGCUGCUGCAUUGCCAUGGCAGCCUCCAAGGAAAAGAGCAUCUUCCCUUCCCAUCCCUACCAUAUCCCUGGCUACGAGGGCUUCGUCCCUCAGUACCGGUUCCAGUCCGGAGAGACCUUUGGCAGGGCCACGCACCGGCUGCUGACCGACCCCACCGCUGCCCGCAGCCCCCGCGCUCUGCUGGCACCGCUGCAGAAGCCGGAGUUCAUGGAGGACUUCAGCGGGGCCAAGCACGGAGGCCAGGACCACCCCCCCGGGCACCCAGGGUGCUUCUCCUCUGAGAGACCUGGGGCUGCAGCGACCUUCCCUGACCCACUCCUUCAGGCCAGGCUGCCCCUGCUGCAGCCGGAGCUGUCCGAGGAAGAGCUGACCAUGGUGCAGGCGGACCCUGAGCCCCGGGACCACUCCAGCGAGUACGUCCCGAGGACACAAGUGGUUCGGGACUCCCCCCGCAGUGUUCCACACUAUCCUGCGUCCGAAGGGCGACAGUGGCUGACGAGAAGGGGCAGACCCGGCCAGCGCGGCGGUGCCUGGGCAGGAAGCGCACCAGGGCAGGUGACAUUGCCACCGCUGACCCAGGGGCCCGGGAGAACCAACGGGGCCGAGGAGGAGGAGAUUUGGUUGCCAGAAAUGGAUCUACCAAAGGUGAUCCAGCAGAAAGUCAUCACAGGGUACGCGGGAUUCAUCCCCCGCCUCUCCUGGUUUCACGGUGUGAACUACAUCCGGAGUGUGACGGAAGCAAUGAAGGAAUUUGACCAACACCAGUUUAUGCUGAGAAACCCAUGUUACAGCUUUGGCAAGAGAUAUCCCCAGAAUUACUGGCCUACCUACAGAAUUUACACCAGUGCUGGACUGAUACCUUCCUACAUGGGCUUUGUACCAGAGCUCCAGAACAUCUACGCACUGACUUACGGAAACAGCACCCGAAAAGCUUACCAAAAGGAACAAGAGAGACGAGCUCGUGCACUGUGAAAAAUGCUUUAAUGGUGCCUGUACAGCAGUUGAAGUGACUUUUGAGACAUAAAGAGGAACACAACACAGA
This is a messenger RNA of Pezoporus flaviventris, 1104 nucleotides long. RefSeq names its product ciliary microtubule inner protein 2A (gene CIMIP2A). Bases 78 to 1034 code for a protein of 318 amino acids. Lineage: Eukaryota; Metazoa; Chordata; Aves; Psittaciformes; Psittacidae. The transcript has 7 exons. The record is from RefSeq and is a predicted model, not a curated record.